AUGGAGACUCCGCUGAAACGGUCUUCCGAUGACGCUGGACUGGAGUCGCCCAAGAGGUCUGCGCCGAAGAUCUCCAAAGCUCGUGCUUGCGCCGAAUGCAAGCGCCACAAGAUUCGCUGUGAAUUCCGACCGGGCGAGUCAACCUGCACUAAAUGUAUUCGCAGUGGUAUCAAAUGCGUCGUGAAUGACUUCUCGCAGAAAUUCGUGGACGACGAUGGCAUUUGGAAGGCCCAGGCAAAUGCGACGAUCAACCAGCUGCAGGCAGCGGUGUCGCAUCUGCUGCGACAGGGAGGACUCCCUGAGCUGUCGACUUACGCCGACACAGCGAAUGAUCUCAGCCCCGCGGCCUCGCACACUCGGCCCUCCAUCGAUGGGCGCUCCCAAACACAAGCCAGUCACGCCGAGGGACCGGGAGUCGUCAUGGACAUUACGCGGGAGCCAUCGCCGGAGCAGGAUCUCCAGGACCCAGAGCUAGUGCCGGCGCCAAUGCGCAGUCUCUACGAGGUGACCAAGUUACGAAACCUGCGAAACAAUCACGUCGAAGCCCCGAAGCAGACCUUACUCGAAGAAGACUUCAUCUCACGGGGACUGGUCUCGUUGCACGAGGCAGAGGAAUUGUUCGCUUACUUCAGUCGCACCAUGAACCAGCUACUCUGGGGGGGAAUCAUUCUUGUACACCGCGAUUUAACAUCCGUCCGAAGAGCAUCGACCCUGCUCUCCGCGGCCGUCUUGACCGUCGCAGCCCUGCAUAUCCCGAACCGCACCGAAACCUUGAACCGGUGCUACAGCGAGUAUGUAUCGCUGGUGUCGAGCAUGGCGCUCACGCGCGCCCACACCCUCGACGACAUCCGCGGUCUCUGUGUGGGCGCAUUCUGGCUGUCCGAAUUGAGCUGGAAACUCUCCGGACAUGCCGUGCGCAUCGCCACCGAGAUGGGCCUCCAUCAAAGCUAUCAGCGCCUGACGCGCGGGCACACGGAUCAAUAUGAAAGGGCCCAGCUUUGGUACUUACUGUACGUGUGUGACCACCAUUUCAGUAUCGCGUAUGGCCGGCCACCGGUCAUCCAUGAGGACGUGGUGAUUCGGAACUAUGAGACUUUCCUUGCGCUGCCGAUGGUUGUCCCCGGGGACAUUCGGCUCUUGGCGCAAGUGGCUCUGUUCAUGAUUUUGACCGAGGCGUAUCGCAUGUUCGGCAGUGAUACGGAGCAGGCCCUGACGGAGGAGGACUUUGGACAGCUGCGUGUAUACAACGUUGCCGUAGACCAAUGGCGACUUCUCUGGCAGCCUCGAUCCGCCGACAGUGCGUAUGUGCGAACAUAUCCGUCCAAAGGAGUCGUGCUGCAUUAUCAUUUCGCCAAAUUCCAGUUGAAUUCCCUUUCUCUGCGUGCGCUUUCCCCAUCCAAUACCCCCGUGUUCUCCAUGGACCGCAAAGAGUCCGCCAACAUCGCCAUCUCAUCCGCCAUGGCCUGUCUCAACAUGGUCCUGGAAGAACCCGACAUUCGAGACGCCAUUGUCGGCGUCCCCAUCUUUACUCAUACCAUGGUCACCUUCUCUGCCGUGUUCCUCCUCAAAGUCGCCAUCAACUGGAACACAGCCUACCUCAGCAUCAACGCCCGACAAGUCCGACGACUCGUGGAGCGCGUCAUCGAACUCAUGAACUGCGUUUCCGCCGGCGAGCGCCAUCUCACCCGUCACAUUGCACGCGGGCUUGGCAAGAUGCUCGAGCGCUUCGACUCCUGGGAAGCAGCCUGGCAAUUCCGCGAUGUAGAAGGCCGCGAAGUACCCGGCGGAGCCAACGCGAUGGCCCAGGGAUUCCCACCACCAGACCUGAUCUACGGAAUGGUCGGGACAUAUGGGUUCGGGCUGGACGAGAAUCUACUUGAUCCGAUGGCGGACUUUGAGUUCCUGACGCAAUGA
This is a messenger RNA of Penicillium olsonii, 1914 nucleotides long. NCBI's taxonomy places the organism in Eukaryota, Fungi, Ascomycota, Eurotiomycetes, Eurotiales, Aspergillaceae. The record is from the annotation of a GenBank genome assembly.